Molecule: messenger RNA, 5129 nt
Organism: Rhodofomes roseus
Lineage: Eukaryota; Fungi; Basidiomycota; Agaricomycetes; Polyporales; Fomitopsidaceae
Exons: 18
Coding region: 69-4634 (1521 amino acids)
Biological process (GO): phosphorylation; detection of visible light; phosphorelay signal transduction system
Molecular function (GO): protein binding; phosphorelay sensor kinase activity
Source: RefSeq, a predicted model, not a curated record
UCGAGCAGCCGCAGACACGCCAGGUGCGCAUCAACAGAGCUAUCGUCGCGGUCGACGAUCCCUAGCACAUGCUCAUAUUCGUCGUAGAUGUCUCCACGCCCGCGGCGUCUUUAGAGGCACACGGCAACGCCCCCAUCGGAUCCAUUCCCGGAGAGGCGCCCCCCUCCAGUCGUUCUCUUACCGGCAGCGCCCUCCUUUCAUCCACACCGUCCUUUGGCACCAAAGUCUCUGAGCCGCGGAAAGUCAGUACGCCAAACUUUCGCGACUUCUCUCCGGACGACGACCCGCUUUCCCGCCGUUCGUUUGUUUCUGCACACGCCGCUCUCCAUCAGGCAAUGAUGGACACCGCGUUCAAUGACGAUGCUACGUCCAACGCAGAGGCGUUCUCUGACGUCGCGUCCGAAGACAUCCUGCCUGCACCAGACGAUAGCGUCUCCAACUUCGACGCGGCAUUACACGGUCGCUUCUCAACCUCGGGCAUCGUUCACUUGGCGCCUGUCCACUCAGGGUCUAAUCCAUCUGCGCCCUCGACCAUCUCCGCACAGUCCUCGCGCGGGCGCACGAGCCGCGACUCCGUGGACGGCUCGGAUUGCUCGGCGAUACACACGCCGCUGGGCGAGGAGGAGCUCGUGGAGGUGCCCUCCGUCCAGGAGCCGGACGCAACUUCCUCAGGGUUGAAGGCCGAAGACGCGAGCUUGUCGAGCAGUAACGGUGACAGUGGAGAGGGGCCACAUAUUGCGUUCAAGUACGCGCACAUGGAGGAUGAGCACGGACACCAUCUCAUUGUCGGGAGGGAGGGAAAGCUAGCUAAGUGUGAGGACGAGCCGAUCCGUACACCUGGUGCUGUCCAAGGCUAUGGUAUUCUCAUCGCGGUGGAGGAGGAUGAGGAGACAGGCGAUCUUGUCGUGCGCCAGGUGUCAGAAAACUCGACAGAGCUGCUCGGGCUUUCACCGCAGCACCUCUUCUCCCUCGAGUGCUUCUCGCAGACCCUACCCGACCAACAGGCGGACGUGCUUUUCGACAAUAUCCAGUAUCUGAACGACACCGCGCUCACACCCGAGGAGCAAGCCGAGAACCUACACGUCUUCAUGUUGAGCGGCUGGGGCGAACCGGGCACCGUAGUCACAGAAGCCUUCUCGAAAGACCCCCAAAGGCGGCGCAGCUGGACCUGCUGGGUUGCAGCGCACCGGCCACAGAUGACGGCCCCGGCGAACGUGGAGACGAAGUCGGAUGGUACGUCCUCGAAGACGGAUAGCAACAUCAUCAUCCUGGAGUUCGAGCUCGAGCGCGACACGUUCAACCCGCUGUACCCGCCCCUCCCUACCGACGACACGUCGUCGAUGUACUCGGGCGUGUCCUCGCCCUCGGAGGGCACCGCAGCCAGCUCGAACUCCCCGAGCAACUCUGCAACAGAUAGCUCCGGCCGGACCUUGGUAUCCUCCGGCAGCUCGCAGGAUCAGCUGGCGAGCACACUGGAGGAGUCGCCUGGCCUGGCGUCAACGCCAAGCCUCGUGAGCAGCGGGAGCGACCUAGUUCCUCGUCAGACGGACAGCUCGCCUGCGCGCUCGGGGACGGGUGGAACAUCCGCCUUCGAUACCAACGCUGAGGAUGACUGGAUGCCCAGCCCGGAAGAUAUCCUGGAGAGCACGACGAGCCGAUCGAAGCCUCUGCUGGCGCUUGAGCGCCUUCGGCGUACACGACGCGUUGUGGGUGACUCUUCUGCGUCCGGCAGCACCAGUACGUUUGGGUCAUCGAGCUCUGGCUCUCCCAACGGGAACGCGGCACGGGAGUCACUGCGGCGGGGCCCGUCUCGCCGCCGCAGAGGCACGGGGGCUGUAGGGAUGAUGGACGUGUUUGCGGUCAUGGCGCAGAUCAACGAGCAGCUCGGAGCAGCGCCAGAUCUGGAUACGUUCAUGAAGGUCGUGGUGGGUGUCAUCAAGGACCUGACGCAGUUCCACCGGGUGCUGGUGUACCAGUUCGAUGAGCUGUGGAACGGGCAGGUCGUUGCCGAGCUUGUGGACUGGAAGCAGACGCACGACCUGUUCAGAGGGCUGCACUUUCCGGCUACGGACAUCCCCGCGCAGGCGAGGCAUCUGUAUGCGCUCAGUAGGUCUCCUUCGCCGGUCUCUUGGUCAUGGUUUCUUAGAUUGUGUGCAGAUAAAGUACGGCUGUUGUAUGAUCGCGCUGCCCCGACGGCGCGGUUGGUUGUCAGGAGUAAGAGAGACCUUGAAACGCCACUGGACAUGACCCACUGUUAUCUUCGCGCCAUGAGUCCGAUCCAUUUGAAAUACCUCGAGAACAUGCAAGUCCGCGCGUCCAUGUCCGUUUCCAUCAUUGCUUUCGGUCAACUGUGGGGUCUCGUCGCAUGCCACUCCUACGGGAAUCACGGGAUGCGUGUCUCUUUCCCUGUGCGGCAGAUGCUUCGCCUACUCAGUCAGUCGAUAUCCCGCAAUGUGGAGCGGCUCAGCUACGCUCAGCGCUUGCAUACUCGGAAACUGAUCAAUACGAUGCCUAGCGAGCAACACCCGUCAGGCUACAUCGUCUCGAACGCGGAUGACCUCCUUGGUUUGUUUGACGCUGACUAUGGUGUGCUCGUCAUUGGCGAAGGCGCCAAGAUCCUAGGCCCGAACCAGCACGGUCAGGAGAUCCUGAUUGUCGCGGAAUACCUCCGGCUCAAACAGUUCGACACAAUCCAGGUGUCACAAGCGGUGACCCAGGAUUACCCCGAUCUCCACCUCAAUACCGGGCUCGAGGUCAUCGCCGGUCUCCUGUAUGUGCCAUUGUCAACUGGUGGGCGGGACUUCAUCGCGUUCCUGCGCAAAGGUCAGCCUCGCGAGGUGCGCUGGGCAGGGCGGCCGUACAAGGAUGGGGAGUCGCGCAGUGUGCUCGAGCCCCGGGCGUCGUUCCGCUUGUGGUCGGAGAUUGUGGCUGGCCGUUGUCGUGCAUGGUCGGAUGAGCAUCUAGAGACGGCUGGUGUGCUCGCACUUGUCUAUGGCAAGUUUAUUGAAGUCUGGAGGCAAAAGGAGAGCGCGUUGCAGACGACGAAACUCACGAAUCUGUUGUUAUCGAACGCUAGUCAUGAAGUACGGACACCAUUGAAUCAUAUCAUAAAUUAUUUGGAGAUGGCUCUUAAUGGACCACUGGAUAUCGAGACACGUGAAAACCUUAGUCAAUCGCAUGCUGCAUCAAAAAGCUUAUUAUUCACGAUCAAUGACCUGCUGGAUCUUACACGCCUCGAGAGCGGCCACGAAACAUCUUUCUACGAAGUCUUUGAUUUGCAUCGUGCUAUCGAAGACGCAGUCGUCCUAUACAGGAACGAAGCGUUCCGCAGAGGGUUGUUCUUCUCUGUAGACCUGUCUAAUUCCCCGAGACUAGUGGUCGGCGACUCUCGCAAGAUCCGGACGGUCGUGGCCAACCUCACUGCGAACGCUUUGAAAUACACGGACCGCGGAGGCAUCUCCGUGGAGUGUCAUGCAUAUGAGGAGCCAGCAGGACUCCGCGAUGCUCACAAUGUCGCUGUCGAGAUCAUCGUCUCAGACACCGGGUGCGGCAUUACGGGAGAGAAGCUGGAAUGCAUCUUCCGAGAGUUCGAGCAGGUAGAGAGUGCGCCGCCUCGAGCUCCCACUCAGGGCCUCGGAUUGGGACUGGCUAUUGUCGCUCGCAUAGUGGAGCAACUCGGCGGUCAACUUCGAGUGGACUCACGGACCGGGGAAGGGAGUCGCUUCUCCUUUCUUAUUCCGUUCACCACGGAUACCGACAACAGCAUCACCCCUCAAGACUCACGAUCCCCUUCAUCGCGUUCCAUGAACUCUGCGGAUGACACUCGAGGAAACGAGAUGGAUAACCUGGUGCAGGCGCUCUCGAACCACCACCUCAGUCAGAGUCAGAGGAUGUACUCCGAAAGCGUGACGCCCGCGGAUUCCGAGAUCUCCAGGUUAGACGUAGGGCGAAAUAGGGCUGAGAGUACCGAACCGGAGCCGAGGUUGCUCACCCCGGAAGGAGAAUCGAAUGUCGUCCGCCGGAAGUCAAGUCGGGCACACGUGACUCCUUCGAAAGUCUCCUCUCGGCCGCGCUCGGGUCCACGGUCAUCUACAUCUCGCAGUAAUCGUUCAGAUGGCGAAUUCACUACUAAGCUGCGUUUGCUGAUCGUUGAGGACAACGACAUUAACCGGAUGAUUCUUGCCAAACGGCUGUCGCUGGAUGGUCACAACGUUGUCAACACCACCAACGGCCAGGAAGGCCUUGACAUGCUAGAGGCGGACUUCGAGUUCGAUGCGGUCCUCAUGGAUAUUCAGAUGCCUCUAUUGAACGGGUUCGAAGCUACGGAGCGCAUCCGCGGGCUGGAGGCAUCGAGAGCGAACCAUUUCCACCGGUCUUCACAUAAGCUCAACGGUCGAAUACCCAUAUUCGCAGUGUCCGCUUCGUUGUUCGAGGACCAGCAGGAGGAACUCUUCAAGCUUGGGUUUGACGGGUGGAUAUUGAAGCCAAUCGACUUCAAGCGCUUGAGGGUCAUCCUCCGCGGUGUCGUCGAUACCGUGCAGCGAGCCAAGGACGUUUAUCAGCCACAUAACUGGGAAGUCGGGGGCUGGCUGAGGAAACUUGACAAAGUCCUUGAGGACGACGUGUCAGUGUAACUGCGAGUAUUCGAAUUCGCUUGGUUUGUAGUCGUAUCUUAUUGUGUCCAUAUCAUAUUCCACAAGACAACCACGGUCCCCUGCAUCAACAAUCACAUUCCACACUGUAUUAGUAUUCAUUCCUCGCACUUUGUAGCCAUACGCAGAAAUAUACGAGUGCCUGCGAUCCAUGGUUCGUCUAAUCCCUCUAUUGUAUUGGCCAGUUGGGACCGCGCAGGUGCGAUUGGUGUCUAUGUCAUGACGGUCUACAUACGUGUAUUCGAUAUCAUAUACCAGCUACACUUCGGAUACAGUUUCUGGAUUCGGAUACUCGUACGAAGCACUUCGACCAUGGAAGAUCCGCCCGCGCUCAACGCACAAAGACAGUAUACAUAAGAGAAUGCACGACGAACCCGUGAUAGAUUACAGAUUGGAUACAGAAGCUCGCGACUCUAUCAGUGAGAACCUGUAGCAUCACUAGCCAUGGCAUACAACGUCUCCUUGUCGCCGCUCUCG